Arabis nemorensis is the source of this 954-nucleotide messenger RNA. NCBI's taxonomy places the organism in Eukaryota, Viridiplantae, Streptophyta, Magnoliopsida, Brassicales, Brassicaceae. The record is from the annotation of a GenBank genome assembly.
AUGGAUACGCAAGAACCAGAAUCCGAGAAUUUGGUAUUGAAUGGAACAGAGGUAGAGGGUGGUGAUGAAGAAAACAUGGCGGAAUUGGUGUUAAAGUAUAAAGUGGGUUAUGCCUUGCAGACAACAGGAGGUGUAGUGUUAACAUUAUGGAUAAGACAUUAUGGAUGGGCCAGAACCACCAUCUACUUGUGCUCAAUUUGGGGAGGUUUUAUGUUCUGUAACAGAAAAAAUGGUGAUGAUACAAGAAAGGAGGAUGUGAUGGAUAUUGCAGAGAUAGAAGGAAACACUGAUCUAUUACUGAAGAUGGGUAGAUUUUUUGUGAUUUUUGUGGUUGGGGAGAGUGAGGCAGAAGCUGGUGAGUUGGAGGCUUUAAUGCGUGAAGUUGAUGAUACUGAAUUAGGUACAUCUGAGGAGAUCGCGACGAACGAAGAGACAGUUGACGUGAGCGACAGUUCUGAGACGAAAGAAACACCGAAGCCUAAGCCAUCUCAGUUGGAAAUAUCUCUUGCUAAACACUUUUCUAGUAGGCCAAAAUGUAUGCAGAAAGACCUCAUGCCCUUGGUUGAUUCGAGUGAGUAUUUGUUUUUUGAAAGAACACUUAAGAAAUGGCCGGAAAUGAAACAUGUAACCGAAGAGGGGUUUAUUAUUGACAGUAUAUUUUUUCUUGACCUUGGUAAACCAACAAUUUGGGUGUCUACAACGCACAUGGAUGCACUGAUGUUUUUACUAAAGACGAGGCAUGAUGCUGCCAUUGAAGGGGAAGGGGCUGUGUUUGCAUCUCCGUGGUUUUCAAAUUACCUUCAAGGCAAGUAUUUUGCAUUUUGCAAAGCAAAACUUACGCAGAGAGUGAAAUGGGGAGAUAGGAUCAAAGGGUUUCUUAUGGAACCUGGGAAGGAAUGGUUUGAUUCUGUACAUACAGUGUAUUUGCCUAUGUGUUGGGAGAGUAGGCAUUGA